UAAGAUCAUGUUCGUUUAAUUCAUCAGAACCGGAAGGGAGCAACCAUGAUGAAUGAUGCCAGCGAGAUGUUGGCCGCAGCCUUGGAACAGAUGGAUGGAAUAAUAGCAGGCUCCAAGGCCAUCGACUACUCCAACGGCCUGUUUGACUGCCAGUCUCCGACCUCGCCCUUCCUGAGCAGCCUGCGGGCACUGCACCUCCUGGAGGACCUGCGUGGGGCCCUGGAGAUGAUGGACGGGGACGAGAGGGACAGCCUGCGCUGUCAGGUGUCUAACACCACCGCCGACGGGCUGACGGAGUGGCUCCAGGGACGCCUGACCAAUGGCCAUAGCUCCGUGGGAGGGGAUCUUGUCUACCAGGAGCGUCUCAGUCGCCUGGAGAGUGAUAAAGAAUGCCUAGUGCUCCAGGUGAGUGUUUUGACAGACCAGGUUGAGGUGCAGGGAGAAAAAAUAAGGGACCUAGAGAUGUGCCUUGAGGAACACCGUGAGAAGCUGAACUCUACAGAAGAGAUGCUACAACAGGAGUUGGUUGGCCGGUCCACACUUGAGACGCAAAAGCUGGAGCUGAUGACUGAAGUGUCCAGCCUAAAACUAAAGUUGGCCUCUGUGGAGAGAGACCGCAGAGAAACUGAGGGUCUGCUCCAAGAGGUGAAUGACCUUCGUGUUAGAGUAGUUGACAUGGAGAAUGAAAGGAUCCAGCAUGAGAAGAAACUGAGAAGCACCAAAGACGAGCUGCUGGUCUUGCAUAAACAGCUGGAAGAGAAAGAGGCAGAGCUGAAGAACCUGCAUGCCUGGGCACAGCAAGAGGUUGCAACCCCAAAAAGUGGCCUGAAUGUAGGCAGAGACACGGACGUGCAAAGAAUGAAAAAGGCAAUGGAGUCGGUGAUGACGGCAAAUGCUGAAAAGGACCGUAAAAUUGAUGAGCUUCAGCAGUCAUUGACGCGUUUCCAGAAGGGUCAGGACAUGGUCAUGUCCGUACAGGAAAAGAAAGAUAAACCGAAGGAGGACACUAGUGCGGGGAGCCUCGGUGAUAUCGCAGCUUCAGUUGCCUUGGAGAUGGAGACGUCCUCCCCAGGAGGUGUGGAGGAGAGCGAUGAGCCCCAGCUGAUUCCAUGCACAGAGCUCCUGGAGUCUGAGUUAGUUUGUAUGGCAACAGCCAAGGCCACCACCCCAGCAGAGCAGGCCAGCGAGGCGAAGGCUCCAGGGACCACAGAGAACUCUUCGGAUGUUUCUUUAUCAAGGAGCACAGAUCGUGUUACCAAGGCAGAAGAGGGCCAGGAAGAACAGCGGCUAAAGGACAUCUCAGCAGCCAAAGCUGGCCCAUCAGAGGGAGAGAGCUUUGGGUCUAAGAAAGCUCGAUCUUCCUUUGGCAGAGGAUUCUUCAAGAUCCGAGGAGGCAAGAGGACAGCCAGUACCCCUAACCUGGACCAUAGGUGGAGUGCAAGUGCCCCUUCGUUAGCUGAGACAGAACGAAAGGGGACUGAUCACCUGGACUUGGCAGGAGCACCAACUCGCAAGUCACAAGACAGAGAGACCACACAGGCACUACCCACAUCCACAGAGACCAAGAAAAAGCCCAAGGGAUUGAGAAAGUUCUUUGGGAGACUCAGGAGAAGCCACUCCACUUCAUUCAACCUGGAUGUUGCAGAGGGCGAAUUUAGGAGAGGUGGCGUCAGAGCUACUGCAGGCCCCCGUCUGGGUUGGUCACGGGACCUACAGCGGGGCAACAGUGAGCUGGACACCCCGUUUGCACGCUGGACCAAAGACCAGGUGUGUGGGUGGCUGCAGGAGCAGGGCCUGGGGGUGUACGCAAAUCAAGCUCAGCACUGGAUCCAGUCAGGACAGACUCUGCUACAGGCUUCGCAGCACGACCUGGAGAAGGAGUUGGGGAUCAAGCACCCGCUUCACAAGAAGAAGCUGCAGUUAGCUCUUCAAGCUUUGGGCUCAGAGGAAGAGGAUGCCAAGGACAAGCUGGACUACAACUGGGUGACCAGAUGGCUGGAUGACAUUGGCCUUCCUCAGUACAAGUCCCACUUUGAUGAGGGGAAGGUGGACGGUCGCAUGCUCCACUACAUAACUGUGGAUGACCUCCUGGGCCUGAAGGUGGGCAGUGUGCUCCACCACCUCAGCAUCAAACGGGCCAUCCAGGUGUGCCGGCUCAACGGAUACGAGCCCAACUGCCUCCGCCGGCGACCCUCAGAUGAAAACAACAUCACACCGGCUGAGAUCUGCCAGUGGACCAACCACCGGGUGAUGGAGUGGCUGCGCUCAGUGGACUUGGCCGAGUACGCGCCCAACUUGAGGGGCAGUGGUGUCCACGGCGGACUGAUGGUUCUGGAGCCCCGCUUUAAUGUAGAGACCCUCGCCCUGCUGCUCAACAUUCCGCCCAGUAAGACUCUGCUUAGGCGUCACCUGGCAACCCACUUCCAUCUCCUGAUUGGCUCAGAGGCCCAAAGGCUCAAGCAAGAGUGUCUAGAAAACCCUGACUACACGUUACUCACCGCCACAGCCAAAGUCAAGCCAAGGAGGCUGUCGUUUGGCAGCUUUGGGACACUGCGGCGCAAGCGGCAAGAGGACAGCGAGGAGUACCUCUGCCCCAUGGACGUGGAGAUGCCCCAGAGCAGCAGCUUCCACAUGGGACUGAGGGCCUAUGAAGAUGAGAUGGACCAGCUGGAGCAGAUGGAGGACUCUGAGGGAACUGUGAGACAAAUAGGGGCUUUUUCUGAAGAGAUUAACAACCUAACGAGUAUGCUGAAGGAGGAGGAGGAGGAGUAUUUCAGUGAGGGGUCACCAGACGCCAGUGCCACUGACGACGACAUAUGAACCAAAAGUCUGCCACUACAGUAUACAAAUGACUAUGGCAAUCUCAGCACUUUGACCACUAAAGCACAGAUAACCUACACACACACACACAUACACACAUUUUACGCAGUCUUAAUGUGAUCAGAUUAUACUUGGGGGUGAGUAGUAUUAUUACACUUUCCCCCUAAUGUGCCAUGAAAUAUGUUGUUUCUGAAUGCAGCUCUUAAAUCAGUGCAGGAUUAGUGUUGGGAAAGGUGUGGAUUAGACCUGUAUCUCUUAUUAUAUAAUGUUAAUCUAUUUUUACCUCUUUGGCAUGCGUACCCCACAGUGAGGUACUGUGAGGAACUCAAGGAACUUUAAUCUGAAUUUAUUUUGAUUCGGUGCCAACUUUGGACUAUUGUUCCCAGUGUGUUUCAAAAUGUCACGUAUUCAUUUAAUUGUGUCUUUACGAUGACGAAUUGAAAGCUGCCGUACGUGCUCUAAUGCAUUCGAACAUAUCACAUAUGACCCCCUAACUUUUGUAUUUUUAAAACUUUAAUCUUUUUUUAUUAACUGUAGCAACAGCCAUCUAUUUAUCAUGUAGUAGAAGACCAAGGUUUUUUUUGUCUCCAUACAAUUUAGACUUUUGAGCAAGUUUGGUUCACCUAUUCCUUUAAAACAAUUUGUUUUCUACAAUAUGCAUUGUGAGUAACAGUGUGUUCAUUGAAUGCAUUUCAAACCCUGAAAUAGAUUUAGCCCAAAUAUAAAUCUGGACUGAGGUACUUGCAGAAUACUAGUAUAUCAUAUUGAUCUUUGUUCAUCGCUUAUUGAAAUUCAUCAAGAAUUUAGUUUGAUCAAGCAACUUUCUUUGAUCCACUGUUUAAUGUGUUUGGUCAGCGGAAUUCUCUAUGAAACUGUUUCUUUUUCUCCAGCGUUCUAAUGCUGUUUGCUUUAAAGGUUCGCAUCAGUAUCUGAACAGAGCUGCUUGAUUAAAAGGUUAACAUACUGCAUCUGAACAAGUGAAGUGACACAUUCUGCCAAAAGCCCAGAAAGUUCAUCGCAGACUAUAUUAAAUAUAUUUUCUCAUUUUUGUUUCUUAUUCUACACAGCUAUCAUGGACUUUUAUAUGAAUUCUUUACUUUUAUAGGAAAUUUGCCAACAGUGAUAUUGUUAUGCAAAAUCAAACUAUAUCAGUCUAAGCUAUAUGUACUGUGUACGGUUACUGUUUUAGAAGUCAAUAAAGUACUUCCAAAAUAA
Clupea harengus (Atlantic herring) is the source of this 4035-nucleotide messenger RNA. Lineage: Eukaryota; Metazoa; Chordata; Actinopteri; Clupeiformes; Clupeidae. The record is from RefSeq and is a predicted model, not a curated record.